Messenger RNA from Ostrinia furnacalis (Asian corn borer), 3361 nucleotides. RefSeq lists its product as uncharacterized. The record is from RefSeq and is a predicted model, not a curated record. Lineage: Eukaryota; Metazoa; Arthropoda; Insecta; Lepidoptera; Crambidae. The transcript is spliced from 2 exons. Bases 95 to 640 code for a protein of 181 amino acids.
GAAAAUGACACUUUCUGUGACAACAAAAAUCGGCCAUUGCAUUGCCAUUGAUGAGUGUUUUUGUUUGUAUUUAACACUUUUGUAUUAAUACAAAAUGCCUAAAAAUAUUACCAGUGAAGUGCGUGAGAUAAUUUUAAAGGUGAAAGAGUUUAUGGACGAGGAAAAGCGAAUGCAAGUGCCUAUAAUUCCUCUCAGUAAAGUGUACGUAAGAGUUUCUGCGGCCACUGGUGUAUCAGAACGUACAGUAUUGAACAUUGUAAAAGAAGCAAGACUGGUUGAGCAAGGUCUACUUGAUCCAGAGACAUUAAAGAAGUCCCCAAAGAAGAGAGUACGCACAAAAGGAAAAAUUGAAGUUGAUGAAUAUGAUUUACAAGUAAUUAGACGGAAAAUACAUGAAUUCUAUGCAUUCAAGAAAGAGGUGCCUACCAUUAAUAAGCUGUUGCAGAUCUUAAAAGAUGAAAUAAACUUCAAAGGUUCACGAGAAACAUUGCGUAAAAUACUCCGUAAAAAUGGUUUUCAAUUUAGAAAAACAAAAAAUAACAAAGAAAAAGAACCUGUACCUGAUUCGACAUCAACAGUUCCACCUAUGGUACCUCCAUACAUACACUCCAUGUUCAGUCAUAAAAAUAUUCAGUCUUAGUUUAGUACUCAAAAUAUCUGAAAACAUGUUAGAAUAAGUUAAUGACAUAAAAGAUUUAAAAUGAUUCUCACAUCUGACAAAAUAUUUUUGCUAUACAGAAAAUAUUUUAUCAAGUAAAGGUUUGUGAUAAAUCUUCAGAAGCUGAUAGUCUGCAAGUUUUUGUUAUUCUAAUUGUAUGCUGAUUACUUUAAUUAUACAGUAACAUAACAAUUGAUCAGCGUCUAAUUUACAAUGGUCAUAGAGCUGUUGUUCUUAUCUAUAAAUUUAAAUUCAUUUUAGAAUAAACUAUUUUAAUCUACUGACAUAAUGUUUACAAAUUGAAAUUUUCUGCUAAUUGGUGAUAACCACCUUUUUAAAAACUAGAACAUAAGUUUGACAAUCUUUAUUAUACAAAGAAUAUAAUUUUAUUAAUUUUUAAAUGUAUAUGCUCAGUCACAAGCCUUUGAUUGAUGCCUAUUAUAAAUUACAUCUUAAAGUUUGUAGUACAGACUAAUAAGUUCUGUGCCUGUAGUGUCGUAUUUGAAAAUCAAAAGUGUAAGGUGUAGUGACAAUUUACCAACCACAACUAAUUUUAACAUUCAAUAAGGUAGAUUACAGUACAUGCGGCAUGCUAGUCAUCCCAAUAAAUUAUUUUUUUCUGCUUUCAGUUGUUGUGAUUGUAACUUAUGUAACGUAAAACAAUAAAUAUAUUUAUGGUAGAAUAUACAAUGAGCACAUACAAUCCAAUAUUUUGAGUGGCUAUAGACUGACAAAUUGAUAUCAUAUAACUAGACAUAAUAAUAAGUAAUAAUAUGCAAUGCUGAUUAAAAUCUUAUAAUUAUAUUUACUUUCUUUGUUUAUUAUGAAAAAAAGAUAUUAUUAUGUGCAGCAUAUCUUUUUUUUAUUACCAGUGAAUUGAGGCCGUCAGCGCAAAAGUGGCCUAACCCACAUUUUUCAUAUUCGUACUGAUCUAUUGCAAUUUAUUCAAAACCUAAUAAAUUUUGUUGCUAAAGCGGCCUAUCCCAAGUUUCACCCUUAGUUAAGAGAUGGGGCGUUGUAAACAUUCUUUUUGCGCGCAUUAUUUUUGCCUACGAAGCAAUAUAAAAGUGGCCUAACCAAGUUUAGGCUCCAUACUAAUAUGUUAAGCUUAGGCCACUUUUGCGCUGACUGCCUCAAUUAAUGUUUUAAUAAUUUGAAUUUAUUCAUUGAAAGAUUAAUAAUUUCGCUCUUUCUCUCUCCAGUGAAAACGGACAGAAUUUAAAAUGUAUGAUAGGUAUAAUGACAAUUCACUUUUGGCUGCAAUGCGAAUGUUACACUUAAGUUUGUGUUUAAUAGUUACUAUUGUAUGCUUUGCUAGCCUUAAUUUACUUGUGUGUCAGCCUGGAUUGAUUUAAAAAACUUUUAAAUAUGAUUGAUAAAAUCAACAUUCUUAUUACAACAAGAGAGAUCUCGUCCUAGGAAAGUCGAUCCAUAAUACAUUGGUUUCGACGUAACCUCUUUUUACAAUCACAUUGACUGCUUUUUACUAUCACAUGCUGUUUACUAAAGUUUUAAUAUAAAAACUUCAUUUUAUCAUAGUAAUGUGACAAUAAAGUAAAACAUCACAAUAUGUACCUUAUUCAUAAAGUUUAAAUAUAAUAAGAUACGUCUACACAAUGGCUGCCUCCAAUGUGACAUGGCCAGACUCUGUAUUGGUCAGCGUUUGAGAUACACAACCGUUAUUUAGUCAUUUUUAACAAGGGAUUAAGUGACAAUACUAAAAACAACAAUACAUCAAAGUGUCCAUGUCCUAUUACUGUCCAUAAUGUAACUAUCUCAUUCUCACUGGUCACAUUUUAAGUUUUUAACCCCUGGUGCAAAAAGGGCUGUUAUAAGUUUGACCGCAGUGUGUCUGUUUGUUGGCACCGUUGCUCUUAAACGGGUGAACCGAUUUGGAUGUAGUCUUGUGUUUGAAAGCAGGUUUUCUAGUGGCGGUGGUUCUUAGACAUGUUUCAUCAAAAUCGGUACAGCCAUUUCAAUGUCGUCUCUUAGCUCUUUAGCGGUCAAACUAAUAAGGGAGCGAUUUUUUUAAUUAGUAGUUAUAACAUCUAUUCUUACUCAGCGGGGACCGCUGCCCAGCAGAUUCAAAACUUUUGUACGACUCACUGUUACCAUGACGUAAUAGUCUCCAAUGAGGUACCCUCUGUUCUUCUGUUUCUGUUGUUCGUCUGUUCUGUUUUCAUUUUCUUCUGUUCUUCGGUUCUGAAUGGCCUACCCUCAAAUGAUUUCCUAUUCUUCUUCACUUCACAUGUUUUGAACAGUGUAUUAUUAUUAAUUUUAUAUUAAGUGAAAUUAUUUAAUACUGAUCUAAUCUGUAUCAUCACACCAAUUAUUUAUUCAUUAUAAUUAAUAUCUUUGUUGUCCUAACAGAAAAAUUACCACACCCUUUUACUAACUCGGAAUUUAAGAAUGAAAUUGCAAGUUGGUUAAAAAAUUUACUUCUUCAUGACUUCAUCGGCGCGCCGAUGAAAAGCCAUUAUUUUCAUGGAAAUAUCGUGAAAAAAUCGUGAAUCUCUUAAUUCCAUAGAUAAGCAUCUUACUAAUGACAAGCGUGUGGUGGUUUGAAGUACAUAAGUGUAUUUGUGUGCUGUGUAAGUAAUUUUACUUGCUGCAGUCUCCACAAAGUGGAUUGUUUUUAAUUGUGACCUUUUAGUGACGAAAAUAAAUGUAUCCUACAUGUUUUAGUUUGUAAUAGUGUAGAAA